This is a messenger RNA of Indicator indicator, 5989 nucleotides long. RefSeq names its product DnaJ heat shock protein family (Hsp40) member B4 (gene DNAJB4). The record is from RefSeq and is a predicted model, not a curated record. Gene Ontology annotation, molecular function: protein folding chaperone; protein-folding chaperone binding. NCBI's taxonomy places the organism in Eukaryota, Metazoa, Chordata, Aves, Piciformes, Indicatoridae. Bases 107 to 1126 code for a protein of 339 amino acids. Gene Ontology annotation, cellular component: nucleus; cytoplasm; cytosol. The transcript has 4 exons.
GGGAAGCUCUACCUGGGGCGCGGCGGCUGACGGGAGUAAGCAUUUCUUCGUUGCUAAGGCUACUUUGUUUAUAGCGAAGAAAAUCUGAAUUCCUCCAGCAGGCAGGAUGGGGAAAGAUUAUUAUUCUAUCCUGGGAAUUGAAAAAGGGGCUUCUGAAGAGGAUAUUAAAAAGGCUUACAGAAAACAAGCACUUAAAUGGCAUCCAGAUAAGAACAAAUCUCCCCACGCAGAGGAAAAAUUCAAAGAGAUUGCAGAAGCUUACGAAGUGCUGAGUGAUCCCAAGAAGAGAGACAUUUAUGAUCAGUUUGGGGAGGAAGGCCUGAAAGGAGGAGCUGGAGGACCUGAUGGACAGGGUGGUACCUUCCGGUAUUCCUUCCAUGGUGACCCACAUGCUACAUUUGCAGCAUUCUUUGGCGGCACAAAUCCUUUUGAGAUCUUCUUUGGAAGAAGGAUGCCUGGUGGCAGAGACACUGAAGACAUGGAGGUGGAUGGUGAUCCAUUUGGAUCAUUCACUAGUUUUAGUAUGAAUGGUUUCCCAAGGGAAAGGAAUACAGUUGGUAGCCAGUUGCGUCGUAAACAAGAUCCCCCUGUAAUCCAUGAACUUAAAGUGUCAUUGGAAGAGAUCUAUCAUGGCUGCACAAAAAGGAUGAGGAUUUCACGUAAAAGGCUUAACCCAGAUGGUAGAAGUGUCCGAACAGAGGACAAAAUUCUAACUAUUGAGAUAAAAAGAGGAUGGAAAGAAGGCACUAAAAUCACUUUUCCAAAAGAAGGCGACGAAGCACCCAACACGAUUCCAGCUGAUAUUGUUUUUAUCAUUAAAGAUAAACCUCACUCUCACUUCAAGAGAGAUGGAUCAAAUAUUAUCUAUCCUGUUAAAAUCAGCCUAAGAGAGGCUUUAUGUGGCAGCUCUAUCAAUGUGCCAACGAUAGAAGGAAGAACCAUACCCAUGACAGUAAACGAAGUUGUAAAGCCGGGGAUGAGAAGAAGAAUUAUAGGAUAUGGUCUGCCAUUUCCCAAAAAUCCUGACCAACGUGGAGACUUAAUUAUAGAAUUUGAAGUAAUUUUCCCUGAUAACAUUUCUCCGGCUUCAAAAGAAGUACUUAGGCGAAAUCUUCCAGUUUCAUAAAAUAAAAGACUCUGUAUGUCAACAUUUUAAAUAGGACACUGGAAAUGCAGAAGACUGGCAAGUCUGUGCUUUAAAAGUGCAAUCUGUAACAACUAGUGGAAUAUUUGUGAUUGUUUUUUGUUUGUUUGUUUGUUUUGUGGGAUGGGGGGGGGGAAACACUAUAAUGCUGCAUGAGAAGAAAAGGGUUAAGUACAAGUCAUACAGGUGACUUCUGCAGUAAAAUUUACAGGGAAAACCGCUUGUUUUAUUUUACAUCUUCCCAAUCAGAAAAGUUUAUUCAUGAUUUUGCCUAAUGUAAAAUGUAGUCAGUUUUUAUGAAGUCAACACAUAUUUCAGGUUGGAUGAAGCUUUGAGCAGCUGAGUCUGGUUGAGAGGCAUCCCUGCCCAUGGUGGGGAGGUUGGAGUAGCUUUAAGGGACCUUUAAGGUCCCUUCCAGCCUAAGCCAUUCUAUGAUUCUGAUACAGAACCUGAGCUUCCAAGUACUUUAUUUCUUGUAUCUCUACCCUAUCUAUAACAUUACUGUUUAUAUAGAAAUUGGAGAUAAUAGUAGAAAUACACAUGUGUAUAAGUAUUUUAAAGAGCAAAACAUGAAAGAUACCAUUUUGAUACAUUGCUUUUCACUGCACAAAGCAUAGGCUGGGAAAAUCUGGGCUCCUUAAACAGCCCGUAGUGGAAUGAAAGCAUUUUCUUUAUUGCUCCAGGAUGUGUGAGGACUGCAUUGUGAGCCUAGCAAAAGGGCAUGUGGCUUGAGGAGUGAGAGUGGACAUUUGGUAUGGGACAGUUUCUCAGCAGAAAAAGAUUCUACAAGUACAUAAAGAGCACGUGGUGACCUUGCUGCCACGAAUGGGGCAGGGAAACUAGUGACAAAUAGCAUGGAGAAGGCUGAGGUAUUCCAUGCCUUCUUUGCAUUAAUCUCUACUGGUAAAACAAGCCUUCAAGGAAUUCCAGGGCCCUGAAACCAGAGGGAAAGUCUCCAGACUUUCAGACACCUCAGGUUGCAGUGCACUUAUACUCAAAGUCCAUGAGCCUGGCACGUUCUACUCCUAACUGUUUAGGGAGCUGGCUAAUGCCUUUGGGCAGUCACUCUUAAUUAUCUUUAAGCAGUCAUAGAGACUGGGACAUGUUCUGGUAGAUUGCAAAAAAGCAAAUAUCACUCCUAUCUUCAAGAACAAGAAGGAAGAUUUUGGGAGCCACAGGCUUUUCAUCCUCACCUCAGUCCUUGGGAAAGCAAGGGAGAAAAUCCUCCUGGAAAGCAUUUCCAAACACAAAAUAGAAGAAGGUGAUCAAGAGUAGUCAGCAUAGGUUUACAAAGGGGAAAGUGUGCUUGGGAUCGCAUUGCCUUCAACAGUCAGGUGACUAGAUUUGUGGGUGAUGGGAGAGCAGCCAGUGUUGUUUACCUUGAGUUUAGUAGACAGACUGAUAAAGUACAGGUCAGAUAAGUGGAAAGUGAGACAGAUUAAGAACUAGCCAAAGAAGUGGGCACAAGGGGGCUGUAGUAGCACAAGACCCAGUUAUAGGCAAGUCAGUAGUGGUGUACACUGUGACUCAGUACUGGGGCCAAUACUAUUAAAUGUCUUCAUUAAUGACCUGGAUUAUAGGCAGAGUGCAUCCUCAAGCAAAUUUGUAAAUUAUGUGAAACUGGGAAAAGUGACUGGUAAGAGCAGAUGAUGUAACACCUUUCAAAGGGACCUCAGUGAGCUGGAGAACUGGACAGAUGACUCUCUCAAGUUCUGCAAGGGGGAGUGUGAAGUCUUGUUCCCUGAGGAAUAACCCAAGGUAUCGAUACACCCUUUGAGCUGAUUGGCUGGAAAGCAGCUUUGCUGUGACCUCGGGGUCUCCAGUGGACAACAAUGCACCCUUGUGGCAACAAAGGCCAAAGCCUUGCUGACAGGCUGAGGAAGAUGAUCCUUCCUCUCUACUUUCUUCACUGAUGAGGAUGUAUCUGGAGUACUCUGUACAGUUCUGGGCUCCCCAGCACAAGGAAAAUACAAACUUAGUGGAGAGGAUUGAGCACAGGGCCAUAUGUAAGAGGCUCAGAGAACUAAAAUUUCAGUUAAGGGGACCUUAUCGCUGAAUAUAAAUACCAGAUGGGAAGGAAUGCAAAUGUGGGAGGCAGGUUCUUUCAGGAGCUCUCAGUAACAGGACACACGUUGAAAAAUGGAGGAUUCCACUUGAGCAUUAGGAAACACCUUUUUAUUCUGAAGAGUAGUCAGACACUGGAACAGGUUGCCGAGAGCAGUUGAUCAUACCUGGAGAUACUCAAAACCCGACUGGGCAUGGUUCUGGGCAGCCUGCUCUAGCUGGCCAUGCUUAAGCAGGCAUGUUGGACUAUGUGGUCUCAAGACAUUCCUUCCAACUUAAAUGAUUCUGUCAACUUGGACUUCUCCCUUUUCUCUAGACAGUUCUAUGGACUGUGCUCUGCAAAUGAGGCAUAGAACAAGGAUGGGUGGUACUGAUGGGGCUGAGGAAAAAGAUGCACAAAGGACAGUCUAAAAGCAUUUGACUAGUGCAUAUUUUUAAAGAUCAUGCUGAUGUCAAGAAUUCAUUAUUUUUGAAGGCUGAACUUUAUUCUUGUGAAGAAGGAAAAGCCCAGGUCCCAGCUGAAGGAGAGUUUGCUUAAGACACAAAGUGGGAUAGGGGUUGCCCAUAACUUUCCUGUGCUUGAGUUAAGUCUUUUUUUGAAUACACACAUGAGUUACUUUCUAGAGUUAAAAAGUGCAUAAGGAAAUGAAGAGCCCCCUGUAGCGGUCUGGUUUUGUAAUACAGUAAUAGGGCUGGUUCCCUUGAUUGUGGAUUGACUUUGGUGAAAUAAAUGCUGGCAUGCUUUAUUACUUGAGUUUAAAAUCAUGAUGCAGUGCUUUAACAACACUUCUAAAGGUUUUUUUAGUUUGAUGGUUUUUUUGGUUGUGGGGUUUUGGGUUUCUUUUUCCUUCAUAAGAAAAUAUGUAAGAUUUGCUGUCAGCCUUCUGCCUGUGGAAAUUCAGUAGUUACCUGGUCUGUUAGGUAGCUUAAAUAGCAGUGUUAUCUUCAUAUAUGUGAUUUUCUUCAGGAAAGUAAAUCAUAUGAAGUUGGAAUUUAAGUUACAAUAACUUCUUAACUUCUUAAUGAGCACAAGAUGAAUCCCAUUUCUGCUACUUAAAGGAAUAGAACUUCUGGGAGAUGCUGUUCAAGUCAAUUUCUGAACUGAAGAUCAUUUCAUACAAUACCAGUUAGUUGUCCUAAAUUGACAAGGAGCUAAAAAAUUGCUGGAGCAGUGUCAUAAAGGGAAGAAAUUUCCUGCUUAGUGCUUAUUCAUAUUGUUAACACUAUAUAUUUGUUCAAAAAAUUCCCAUUUCGGUAUGUUCUGCAUUGCAUUUCCAAUGUGAUUUUUUUUUUUUUCAGUAAAAAGUAUAAAGUUGGGGUUUUAACUCAUUUGUUAUGAUGACAGAUGCUAUAAGCUACAUGACUUGCAAAGCAUAUCAUAGUAAAACACCUGUUCAUCAGUUUAAAGGUAAUGGAAUUGAACAUUUUGUAAUCCAGAAUCUUGUAACCAUAGUCCAAGUUAUUUAAAAAAAAAAAAGGCAAAAAAAAAAAAAGACAGCAACUAGGACUCUUUUGUAACCAUCUUCUGGUAAGAGGAUUAGUGUUAAAUUGAGGAAUUGCAGUAUCUUGUGUAUUUAGAGGUGUAUAUAUACAUAUGUAUAGCAAACUAAACUUUUCCAACUGUUUUCAUGCUCAAAAUACAGAACUAUAGGACUGGUAUGAAAUGCUUGUAUUUCUUUUCUUAUGGAGAGGUAAGAAAGUAUAUGUUUCAGAAUAUAGCAUGUGGAAUUACUUCAAAAUAUAAGAGGAAGCAUUAAUAUCUAUCUAAUCCAGAAUUCACAAAAAUUAAUAUUUUUCUAAUAAAAUACGUGCUUGAGCUAUGUUUUAAAACCCACUUCAUUAUUUAAUAAAGGCUGCUUGGGAGAAGGAGGCAAAUGGUUGUCCUCUGUAUCUCUUAACUACUAAAAUACAUGGAAAUAAAGCUGGGAUCUGAAGGAUCUUCUGAAGAUUGUUUACAGUGCUACAGAAAGUAAAAGUCAUUUGGUUACUUUGGAGUGGAGGAGUUCAUUCAACAAGUCUGUGAAAAUCUCUACUUCUAAAGAACCUUUUUUAAUCUCACUAACAUCAAGCUUUAGGAUAACUUAAAGCUGUUAGAAGACUAGGGCAUUACAACAGUUUCUCCUUUCUGCUAUGCAGUGGUACUCUGUGGUUGCUCCAGAGCAGACUUUCUGACGUCAUGAAAACACUGGUAUCCCACUCUUCCAUUGAGCUUGUUUUGUGUUAUCUAUGCUGAAGACUUGCUGGAAGCUUAUUUUUAGUGUCGUGGUUUUGGGUUGGUUUUGAGUUCUGACCUGGUUACUUUGUUAUGGAAGUAACAAAGUCUCUAACUGGGCUCUAACUUGUAACUUUGUGUGUACUGACUUCUAUUUGCCUUUCAUUGGGUGGAAGCUUUUUCUUUGAGCGUCCUCUUUAGUAUUCAUCCCUGUUUUCAAUAUGCUGAAGAUGAGCAGUGCGUAUUGCGAUGAUCGAUCAAACUAUCAGUGUUCUAGUUCUCAGAUGUGAUAGUUUUAGUACUUUUAGUAAAUGCUCCAAACAGUAUUUAUGUCUGAUUCUCAAAAAUCCAAGCACAGGGAGAAAGCAUCCAUCAAACUGAUUCAUAGUGCAAUAAAUGAAUCAAGCUCUUGAACUGAUUGUACUUUAAAUACUAAAGAGCCAAAGCUGACUUGCUUUUAAAGACCUGGUUGAACUGUGCACAGGUAGCAGUGGGCCAUGAAAUUCUUGACUUUGCAUAGUUUUGCUUAGAGAUUGGAGGGGAUCGUUGUCUUGACUGGAUAAUCUGCU